AUCCAGGAUUGAGUGCCCCUCUUCUUGAUGUAUCAAAAAGCUUGAAGAGAAGGCCCACUUUCAAAGAUUUGAUUCAAAAUGAAGAAUUAAAAAACGCUCAAAUCGAAGAAGCAGAAAAGGAAACACUCGAGAUAGAAAAACUCUAUAAGCACCUUAUGCAUCCUCCGGAUCAUCUUUCACCCGAAACAUAUGAAGCUUUCACUCCGAAGAAAAGGGUCACUAAAAAACUAAAACCAAAUCAAAUUCAUGAACUUGGACACAGCGAACUUAUAUACUAUAUAUCGAAUUUUAAUAAAAAGGUUAAAUUAAGCAAAGAGAGAUGGAAAGAAGCAGAACGCUUAGAAAAUGCAGCUGUAGACUCACUUUAUCAAAAAGCUGCAAUUUUUUUUACAAAUCAUAUCAAGUCUGAAGAUAGAGAACUGGCUUUAAAGAAUAAAUUGAAGCAAUUGAGAGAAUUCGUAAAACGCCGUGCACCACAUAAUAUGGAUGAUAAGGAAUUACAUCAAACUAUUUUGAGAAAUCUUGUAAUCGAUCAAGGAUGGACAUUCAAGCAGGUAGAAUACGCACAUAGACAAACACAAGAAUUGAAGCAAGAAGCAUUUUGGUUAGCCAAAAAAUAUAUUUCUAGUGGCAUGGAACUCUUGGACAGAAUUAAAUUCUCGAUGAGAAAAUUCUUCAAUUUCAAGUUCAGCUUCAAAUGGCCAUGGAAAAAGUCAGCUUGAGCUACUCGACGUGGACAUAUCUGGAUCGAAUCUUCAACGAUUUUUUGAAAAUCUCGGUCAUCAUUACAGGCUGUUGAAACUUGCAUUGAAACUGAAUACCCUUUUCCAAAUGUAUGUUACUGUACCUCCAAACCAAAAGGUCUACAUUUCAACCAAAAGAUGUUCUAAGUCAUUACCACAGAAUAUCUUUAUUUUUUCUUGCUAAAAUAAUUUAUCAUCACAUCCACCAUGGAAGAAAUGUAUAUGAUCUUGUAAAUGACAUAAAUUUAAAGCAUGUUGAUUCAUUC
Molecule: messenger RNA, 1009 nt
Organism: Melampsora larici-populina 98AG31
Lineage: Eukaryota; Fungi; Basidiomycota; Pucciniomycetes; Pucciniales; Melampsoraceae
Exons: 2
Coding region: 156-722 (188 amino acids)
Source: RefSeq, a predicted model, not a curated record